This is a messenger RNA of Aspergillus pseudonomiae, 2181 nucleotides long. Its product is annotated as flavin-binding monooxygenase-like protein. The transcript is spliced from 2 exons. Gene Ontology annotation, molecular function: N,N-dimethylaniline monooxygenase activity; flavin adenine dinucleotide binding; NADP binding. The coding region runs from base 268 to 2037 and encodes 589 amino acids. Lineage: Eukaryota; Fungi; Ascomycota; Eurotiomycetes; Eurotiales; Aspergillaceae. The record is from RefSeq and is a predicted model, not a curated record.
GACCGUUUUUUUUUUCUCCUUUUCUUUUUUUUUUUUUCUUUUUUUUUUUUUGGUCCCCGGGGAAUGAGAGUAAAUUCCGUGAUCGACACACUACCACGGAGUAUACAACCAGUCGAUUCUACUUCUGGCAGUGUCACUCCACCCGAGCUUCCCCUCGUUGCUCUUUAAAUUCCCUCCGCGGCCAUUGCGGGGAGUUGUGUCCAGCGAAAAAUCUCCUGAAACUAACCCUGCAACAAUUGCAGUGAAUGUCCCUGUGACUGCAUCAUCAUGGAGACUGUUGACGUGACAGUCAUCGGAGCGGGAUGGAGUGGCCUCGCCGCCCUCAAGACCUACCAUCAGGUCGACCCCUCUGCCUCGAUUGUGCUGUUCGAGAGUGCGGCCUCGGUCGGCGGCGUCUGGGCCAAGCACCGCCUGUAUGCCGGCCUCAAAUCCAACAACAUGCUGGGCACCUACGAGUUCAGCGACUUCCCCAUGGACGCCUCGUUCGGCGUCCAGCCGGGCCAGCAUAUCCCCGGCACCGUGAUCCAGACGUACAUGGAGCGCUUCCUCGAGCACUUCCAGCUGACGUCGUUCGUCCGCCUGAACACCCGCGUGCGCAUCGCGGAACAUAACGCCGACGGAACCUGGACCCUGACCAUCGACGGCCCCGACGGCGAGAAGACCGUCGUGAGCAAGAAGCUCAUCGUCUGCACCGGCAUCACCUCCCAGCCCUACCUGCCCACUAUCGCCGGCCAGGACGCCUUCGACGCGCCGCUCUUCCACUGUCGCGACCUGCCCCAGCACCAAGACGCCCUCCUGCAACUCACCAAGCGCAUCACCGUCUUCGGCGGCACCAAAUCUGCCUGGGACGCCGUCUAUGCUGCCGCCACCGCCGGCGCCCACGUCGACUGGGUCAUCCGCGACAAUGGCCACGGCCCCGUCUGGAUGGCCCCGCCCUACGUGACGCCGCUGAAGAAAUGGCUCGAGAAGCUGGUCACCACGCGGCUCCUCACCUGGUUCAGCCCGUGCAUCUGGGGCGACGCCGACGGGUGCAGCGCGAUCCGCAACUUCCUGCACGGCACCUGGCUGGGCCGCAAGAUCGUCGACACCUUCUGGGGCAUCCUGGGCAACGACGUGAUCACACUCAACAAAUUCGACGCGCACCCGGAAACCCGCAAGCUGAAGCCCUGGGUCAGCCCGUUCUGGGUCGCCUCGGGGCUCAGCAUCCUCAACUACCCGACCAACUUCUUCGACCUCGUCACCGAGGGCAAGGUCCGCAUCCACAUCGACCACAUCACCCAUCUCACCCCCCAGACCGUUCACCUGGCCUCCGCCGGCCCCCUCCCCUCCGACACCCUCAUCUGCGCCACGGGCUGGCAAGCAACCCCCAACAUCGACUUCCGGCCCGCCCACCUGUCCCAAACCCUGGGUUUCCCCUGGGCUGAAGACCCCAUCCCGCAAUCCGUGGUCCAGCAAGCCGACGCAGAGAUCCUGACCCGCUUCCCGCGCCUCGCAACUCCACCCCCAAGACCAGACAACUACACUCCACUCGCCCCCGACGCCCCCGCAACAGCAAAACAUCCCUUCCGCCUCGCUCGCUUCAUGGUGCCCCCCGCUCUGGCCUCCGCCAGAUCAAUCGCCUUCAUGGGCCUCGCUAUGACCAUCAACACCACCAUGCUGGCCCAGGCCCAGGCCCUCUGGAUCGCCGCCUACUUCACCGACCACCUCACCCCGACCCCGCGGGAGCACUGCCCCGCGAACCUCCGGAAGACCCUCGAGCAGGAGGAGAGUAACGUCGACGCAGACCUGGUCUGGGAAACCGCCCUGCACUCGCAGUUCGGGGUGCAUCGCUACCGCGGCGGGUUUGGGAAACGGAACCCGGAUUUUGUCUUCGAUGCGGUGCCGUAUGUGGAUUUGUUGCUUAGGGACCUUGGCCUGGAUUAUACCCGGAAGGAGGGCGGGUUGAAGUGGUUGGUGCCGUAUGGGGUGGAGGAUUAUCGGGGGUUGGUGGACGAGUGGGUUCGGUCGAGGGAUGCGGUGGGCAAGAAGGAUAAUUAAUUGAUUUGUUGAUUUGUUGAUUGAUUGAGGUCGUGUAUGUGUAUAUACCCUGGUGUUUGUGGUUUCACUUGUGUAGAGUUAGUUGGGUGUUGUAUUCGUAGUUAGGAUUUGUGUUAAUGUUGAGGUUUUGUGAUGAUUUGGUGG